Messenger RNA from Mercenaria mercenaria, 1537 nucleotides. RefSeq names its product electrogenic aspartate/glutamate antiporter SLC25A13, mitochondrial-like. The transcript is spliced from 6 exons. Bases 1007 to 1537 code for a protein of 176 amino acids. NCBI's taxonomy places the organism in Eukaryota, Metazoa, Mollusca, Bivalvia, Venerida, Veneridae. Gene Ontology annotation, molecular function: L-glutamate transmembrane transporter activity; L-aspartate transmembrane transporter activity. Gene Ontology annotation, biological process: aspartate transmembrane transport; L-glutamate transmembrane transport; malate-aspartate shuttle. The record is from RefSeq and is a predicted model, not a curated record.
GAAAAGGAGCGUUAAACCUUGGAAGCCAGAAAUACAAACCAGUGCUUCAGUAUGCCUUUUACUACCAGAAUGCAAUUUUACAAGCAUGCAUCAUGUAUAUAUAUUAUCCCAAAGAUAGGUAUGAAAUCAGUAGUAUACAAAUACUGUAAAACCUGCAGUGUUAAGCCUUGAAUAGCCUGGAAAAGGUUUGAAAAAUGUCUGGUUUUCCUCAACUGAAAUACCUGGAAUUUUGCUAGAAAACCUGGAAAAAGUCGGGGAAAAAGUCUGGAAUUUCACCAGCAGAAAAUUGUGGGAACCCUGCUUUUGAGAUAAAGCUUUGAAACUUUAAACAUCUGUUUACCAUCACCAUGUCCAGUUAUAGGCAAGAGUACAUAACUCCAUCAAGGAUUUUGGCUGAACUAUGGCCCUUUUUGACUUAGAAAUCGUGGUUAAGUUUUUCGUACCAGUUCAUAUUUUUUGUAAAGUGUUUGACAUAUGGCUUUGAAACUUUUAUCACUUGUUUAGUAUAAUAGUCUCUAUCUGUAGGAAAGAGAACAUAACUCUGUCAUCUAUUUUGGCUGAAUUAUGGCCCAUUUUGAACUUUGAAAUUGGUUCUGUUUUCAUACAAGUCCAUGUUUUGUCAAAACUAUUUGACAUAUGGCAUUUAAACUUUGAACACUUGUUUAUCAUUAUGAUUUUCAUCUGUAGGCAAGAGUACAUAACUAUUUUGACUGAAUUAUGGCCCUUUUUGGACUUUGAAAUUGGCUCAUAUAUUGCCAUUUAGUGCAAGACUUAUCAAAAUCAAAGUAAUACAGGAACAUUGUUUGUCUAAUCUAUUUAUUUCUUUUGUCUGAAUAUCCGUGGAAAUAUUUUGACCCCAUUCUUCAAUCAAUUCUUCGAAUAGUCGAGCGCGCUGUCAUCAGACAGCUCUUGUUGUUCAACUUUGAGUAUGUUGAUUUGCUUGAAAUUGAAACAGUAGUGAUACCUUUGCUGUCUUUACUAUUUCAGACAGAGUACAGAGAGACAGAUGGGGCUUGUGAUGUUCCAAGAUCUGGAAGAGUUGUCUCCUAUGGAAGGACGUGAAACACCAUUUUCAUUGCAGCUGCAAAUUGCUGAGGAAGACCUGAGACUGGAGACCGGUGCUGAGCGCACAGUUUUACUACAGAUUGCUGAGAGUGUUUACAGGUUUGGACUUGGAGCUCUGGCCGGAGCUACUGGGGCUACAGCAGUCUACCCUAUAGAUCUGGUAAAAACACGGUUACAGAACCAGAGAACGGGUAUGAUGGUGGGUGAGUUGAUGUACAAGAACAGCUUUGACUGUUUCAAGAAAGUAGUACGUCAUGAGGGCUUCCGAGGCUUGUACAGAGGGCUUGGUCCACAGCUUGUGGGUGUUGCCCCAGAGAAAGCUAUCAAAUUGACAAUGAAUGAUUUGAUGCGAGACAGAUUAUGUAACAAAGAUGGCAGUAUUGCAUUGUGGGCAGAAAUGGCAUUGAAAAAUAUGAAAGGGCUCAGACUGGCUGCGAUCAUGCAAGCAACCAAGGAGUACGCCUGGUGUUAG